AUGGUUGGUACGCUCCUAGUGGUCAAUUCUGGGGUGUUCAAAUCCGCCAACAGACUACCACAACCCAUUCUCAACUGGAAUUUGAGGAUUACAUCGGUCACCGGGCAAACCGAAGCACGCGCGCGCACACACAAGCGCGACGAGAAUCCUCCUAGUAACGCGGGGGAGUUACGUGAACCGCGAACACCGCCACCGGCUUCCACGCAGCACACCCCGAAGUUCAAGUCCCGGACGGCGGCGCCGAGCUCGUCCCGCCUAGACGUGAGCACGUCCCGGCUGGUCCACCGCACGCCGUGGAGAGCGUCUCCGCCGGCCGCUGCGCACGGCUGCCGAAGUGGGGGCGCCCGCGGCCGUCAGUCCCGUCCCUUCCCGCGACAGCCAGCAUGGGCCUCCCCCCUCCCCCCCGCACGGCUGAGGAACCCCAAAGCCACCCUCCCCAGAGCUACCAACAGCAGCAGGGCCCCGCGCCCCGGCUGUGAAGACCUCGCCCGAAAGGAAGUCUUGGGCGACCGCCGCCUGCCCGCCGUUCGCUUUCCCCUCAUCCUUCUCCGGCGAAGCCAACUUCACGGGAAAGGAUGCUCCGGCCAAAAGGGUUCCUACCAGGACCCGGACGGAGGGGGCGAGCGCGGCUCGCGGAGCUGCCGCCCCCCUCCUCGAUCCGAUCCCCCCCCCACCCCCCACUGCGCCCUCUCCGGGAGCGCGGGGAGAGCAGAGCCGCGGGCACCCCGAAGUUUGGCUCCCGGCGGUGUGGCCGCCGCCCCGGGGCUCGGGACCCCGGCAGGACGGCGCCGCGCCCCUGCGGCCGCGCGGAGAAGCCGGGCUCCGACGAGCGGCCGGCUCCAAGUUGGGCGGCGGGGACCGCAAGGCUCCGCUCCCGCCGGCGACACAGCCCGCAGGGCAGCUGCCCGCCACGCGGCCCCGACGGGUCCGGCGGGCGCUGAGGAGGAGGAGACGCCGCCGCCGCCCCCGCCCGGCGCUGAGGAGAAAGUGCGCCCGCCCGCGCGCCGGCGCUCGCCCUCCGCCGCCACCGCCGCGCCCCAUUCACAGCCCGGCCGCACGCGCCGCCCGCCCGCGCCCGCCGCCGCCGCUGAUUGGCCGAGGGGAGGCGGCUCGCGGGCCUCGCGUCCCGCCCCCACGCCCUCGCCUGUUUUCAAACUCGCGGCGCCCGCCCCCCUGGAAUUUCACGCCGGGCCGCGGGCUCGCCUCGGCGGCUUCCCGCGCCGGCUGCGCCCCCUAGGGACGCGCGGCGCGCACUGCAGGCCGGCGCCGUCUCCGCACGCGCUCGGCGGCCAGCUCGGGCGGGGGCGGCGCGGGCCGCAGGGGUGGGGGCGGCGCCGGCCUCGCCCCUCUCGGGCGUGCGGGCUCGCAGGUGGGCUGGCGCACGUGUGGCCGAGGGGCGGCUGGGCCGGGUGCCCGAGCCACGCGCUGGGGCAGGUGGGCGCGCCCCUCCCGGCGCGUCGAGCCAGACCUCCCCGCCCCCCCACCCCCAGCCCCGGGAUCCGCCCGCUCCAGCCAGUGGGUGGUGUUCGGGUAGUUACGCGCCAAGUUACCGUGAUUGCAAACGAGACACACGCGCAAUCGGGUUUUCAGUCGUUAGCAACAAAAGCCACCACUAGGUGCAGACCCGCCGCCUGUUGCCAGAAGUGGACUCCGGCUUUGGAGGGGCGUCCAAGGUCAUGUGUGGCCUGCAAGGACCCCAGCGCCGCCUGUUCCCGCCCAGUGGAGGGGCCGGUCUCUGGGAAGGGUCUCCCAAGGGAAGUUUCCCUUAAGAGGGAGGAUCUCUUAGGGAGAGGGUCUCAUAGGGGGGAGGGUCUUAUAGCGGAAAGGGUCCCCGGGGAGUUCUCCUAG
Messenger RNA from Panthera uncia (snow leopard), 1848 nucleotides. Its product is annotated as collagen alpha-1(I) chain-like. The coding region runs from base 1 to 1848 and encodes 615 amino acids. The record is from RefSeq and is a predicted model, not a curated record. NCBI's taxonomy places the organism in Eukaryota, Metazoa, Chordata, Mammalia, Carnivora, Felidae. The transcript has 4 exons.